Messenger RNA from Filobasidium floriforme, 2222 nucleotides. RefSeq lists its product as uncharacterized. Lineage: Eukaryota; Fungi; Basidiomycota; Tremellomycetes; Filobasidiales; Filobasidiaceae. The record is from RefSeq and is a predicted model, not a curated record. The coding region runs from base 75 to 2087 and encodes 670 amino acids. The transcript has 13 exons.
GAGAUAACUGAUAACCCUCUACGUCCUCAACCUAGCCUGAUCGAGCUUUGUACAAAAUCGUCCAACCUCCCACCAUGGCGGCAAGACAACUCACCGGUGCCAGGCAAAAGUCUUUUUCCGGCAACCCUCACUCGACAGCCGGUCUUCACGUGCCCGCUCAGAUCCGUCGUCCACGCAAAGUCCUCUACCUGAUCGCCUUUUUCGGAGCCCUCUAUUGGUUCUCGAUCCGACACGGACUAGGUCAAGAACGAUCGGACUCGUUCGAAAAGGAUCAUGCGUCUCAUCUGAAAGAGCCGGCACCGAUCCCGGGGAACGCGAAUAGGAAACCGAUCAGGAUCGCUGGUGGGCUGAAGCAGGUCGGCAAGGGCAGCGGGGCGGGAGGGAUCUGGGAAGGAGCCUUGGGGAACCUGGGAUUGCCUAGGGUGGGCAAGAAGAAGACUCCGGAUCACCAUCUCAGAGACGAUGGGUAUGUCGAAGUCCAGGCAACUCCUUCAGCGGAGCAUCCUAUCUACGACUUGAUGGAACAGGCUCGACAAAAGUUUGACAACAUGUUGUCCAAUCAGUCGAGAACGUUGAAAGAGGCCGUAGCAGAAUACAAGCGGAGGUAUGGGAUCCCGCCUCCCAAGGGGUUCGAGGCUUGGUGGAAAUUCUGCGUGGACAAGGACAUCAAGAUUGUUGACGACUACGACCGGACAGUCACCGACAUCCUCCCCUUCCACGCCCUCGACCCAGCGACCUUCCGCAAACGUCACGACGCGCUCAAGACCGCCGAUUACGUUUACACCCUAAACGUCUCCCCCGGUAACAUCACCAUCAGUGGUGCCAAAGGCCAGUCUUCUCGACCGACUUCCAUGAAGAACUUGAUCCAGGGGUUCUUGGGAUACUUGCCCGAGGGCUUCGAGGUCGAGUUUACGGGGAGUGACCAUGAUCUAGGCAGUCAGGUCUUGGGGCAGGAUCAGCGAGAGAGAGCUUUGGAGCUGGCUGUCAAGGGUGAACACUUUAGCGAAGACGAACUGAAACGCCUGCAAGACCUAAAAAGAACCCCGAUCAAGGGUUGGUUCAGCGCCUGCAACCUGGAUUCUCCCGCCAAUAUCGUCCCGGGAGCCGAGAACGCUUCGGAGUUGGCAUUGGGACAAAAGUUCAUUCACGACCAUCAAAAGACGUUCGGGUUUUGUGAGAACCCUUGGCUGAAGAGGAUUCAUGGAGCUAUGCAUCUCGACUACUUCGGCCGAUCGCCAUCGGAGCUACGGCCCUUGGUCGUUCUCUCCAAGUACUCUAACAAUGCCGAGAUCCUAGCGGUCCCUCUUCAAGCGUUCCAGAACCUAUCAACUAUCGAAUCCGAGUUCUACCCUUGGGAAGAGAAAGACAUCGACAAGGUCUUCUGGCGAGGAUCUUCCACAGGCGGAUUCAACCAUCAACGACCCUGGCAGGACAGUCAUAGGAUGAGGUUGCACCUGAUGAUCAACGGGCCCAAGGGGAAGGAACAGGUCUUGAAGGAUAGUACGAGGGAUGUGAUGAUGCCCGAUGGCAAGGGAGGUUUCAACCUGGAGACUUUGGACGAGGCGACGUUGACAAAGGCGUACAUGGAUGUCGGUCUGUCCGGCAAGCCAAUCCAAUGCGAGAACACCAAGCUCUGUGAUGAGAUCGCCGAACAGAUCGAGUUCUUGCCUCGAGUCAACCCCGAGAAGGGGUCGAGAUAUAAAUACGCUCUUGAUGUCGAUGGAAACGGAUGGUCUUCCCGUUUCUACCGAUUGUUGACUUCUGGAAGCGCUGUGUUCAAGAUGACCAUCUUCCCUGAUUGGAACCAGGACUGGCUGGUCCCUUGGUUACACUACGUCCCGAUCAAACCUUCUUAUGACGACCUAUAUGACACCGCGGCGUUCUUUCUGGGUCCCAUCGGGCCUGAUGGCGAGGUGGAUACUUCUCUCGGACACCCGGCUCUGGGCAAACAGAUCGGCGAGGCUGGCAGGGAUUUCGCUAGGGAGCAUUGGAGGUGGGAGGUCAUGCAGAGUUACAUGUUCAGGGUCAUUCUAGAGUACCGAAGGGCAUUGAGCGAGGAUCGCGAGGCUAUGAGCUAUAAAGGGUAGGCUGACGGCAACGUACUAGAACCAAUGCGGGCCCGGGUCCUGCUUCGAUACGGAGGACGUUUUAGAUUUUGUAAUACUGGUAAUAGAGGGCAUAUAUGACCAUGAUGUACAGAGGUAUAGCGGUGCAAAAGGUCA